Molecule: messenger RNA, 680 nt
Organism: Porites evermanni
Lineage: Eukaryota; Metazoa; Cnidaria; Anthozoa; Scleractinia; Poritidae
Source: the annotation of a GenBank genome assembly
UCUUGGUCAGAGUGGGGCCCCUGUUCUAAGACUUGCAGCGGCGGAGUACAAAGCCGAUUCCGAAACUGUACCCAGUCUGAAAGAGAAUGGCACAACUGCACCAAUAACAAAAUACAGAAAUCCAGACUUUGCCAGAAUAGGCCAUGUUCAGGUAAGAAAAUGAGACUGUCUGUUACGCACACGUUCGGUCAGAACUUGCAAGAAAAAAGAGGUNCCCCCCCCCCCCCCCCCCCCUUAUCUAAGGGUCUGAAUGACCACCCCCUCCCCCCCACAACCCCCUUAUCUUAAAGUCUAAAUCCGGCACUGAUUUGAAAUUAUUUUUCCUUUUUUGUUAAGAUUUUGCUAUUAAAUGUUACCAGUGUCAUGGUUCAGAGGAGUAUUGUCAUCACAGUUUACUACAACGAAACCAAACCAGAGACGCUUGUAACAGAAAUCACGAUAGAUGCAUUUUAAAGUGGUUUGAGCUCGAUAAUGGAAAUAAAGAAGUUACAAGGGGUUGUGGAAGCGAAGAGGAAUGCAGAUUGGCGAGCGAAAAAUGCAACAGAAAAACAGUUUCCUACACCAAAUGUCAUGUGACCUGCUGUGGGCAUCACUACUGCAAUGAAGGCAGCCUGUUCGGCUGUCGGCUUCAUAACACACACGUUAUAAUUUUUGGAGUUUACAUGUUAUUGAUACUUUAG